AUGUCUAAAAUUGCGUCUACAUUUUCGCGCCUGGUGCGCUUCGUGCCCAAGUCGAGCCCCGCCAAGGUUCUGAUCGGAGAGCCCGUCGAUCCCCAGCUGGAUAUCGGAUUGGCCGUGUACCAGGGCAAGGAAGUCUCCGUGCGUCCUUUCUCGGGCUCGUCAGUCCUGAAUCCAGGUACCGCGACGGGCUUGACGGAGACGAUCGAGCGCAUUCUGUCCCCUCUGGCCCAGUCCGAGGUCGGAUCGAUCCGAUGCAUUGGUCUGAACUAUGUCUCGCACGCCAAAGAGAUGUCUCUCGCUAUCCCGGACGUGCCGACCCUGUUCAUCAAGCCAAGCACCGCGCUGGCUGAUCCAUUCCCCGCACCGACUGUUCUGCCUAAGAUCACUCAGCAGGAUGGCACAGGUGACUACGAGUCCGAGAUGGUCAUUGUUAUCGGCAAGGAUGCCAAGGACGUGCCCGAGUCCGAGGCCCUUGACUAUGUUCUGGGCUACACUGCCGCCAACGAUGUAUCCAGUCGCACUUCUCAGAUGAACCAGAGCCAGUGGUGCUUCUCCAAGGGCUUUGAUGGCUCAUGCCCAAUUGGACCCGUCCUUGUUUCUGCGGCCCUGGUGCCCGAUGCCAGCAAGUUUCAGAUCCGCGGUUUGAAGAGCGGACGUGUCAUGCAGGACUGCCCCUUGACUGACCUGAUCUUCAGCGUCCCGCAGCUGGUCAGCUUCCUUUCCCAAGGCACUACUCUGCCCGCCGGUACCAUCAUUCUCACCGGCACCCCGCCCGGUGUUGGUGCUGCUAAGAAGCCCCAGGAGUUCAUUAAGGCCGGAGAUGAGUUUGCCGUGGAGCUGCUCCCGCACGUCGGAACUCUCAUCAACAAGAUUGAAAACCAAUGA
This is a messenger RNA of Penicillium cinerascens, 885 nucleotides long. RefSeq names its product fumarylacetoacetate hydrolase family protein. The record is from RefSeq and is a predicted model, not a curated record. NCBI's taxonomy places the organism in Eukaryota, Fungi, Ascomycota, Eurotiomycetes, Eurotiales, Aspergillaceae. The transcript is spliced from 5 exons. The coding region runs from base 1 to 885 and encodes 294 amino acids. Gene Ontology annotation, molecular function: acetylpyruvate hydrolase activity.